GCUUUUCUACGCACAGACAAGCCUACGCACAGCACCUUCAUAAAUGAUCCAGGGCAGGCUAGAUGCUAAAGUAGCCCCAGCGUUAGCUUUGAACAUCGUAUAACCACAAAAGACGCGUUAUCCCUGAAGUGAACUGUUCAAGACCGGCGGUCUACACGUCCAAGGGGAAGUGCCAUUGGCCUGCGACAGCGUAGUGUUCAGCAACAAACUUUGCUAUGGGCAAAAAGUCACGCGAAGAGGACUCCUCAUCCUCUGAUGAGGAAGAAUAUGUGGUGGAGAAGGUGCUGGACAGGAGGGUGGUGAAAGGCAGGGUUGAGUUCUUCCUGAAGUGGAAAGGAUAUUCAGAAAAGCACAACACCUGGGAGCCAGAGAAAAAUCUGGACUGUCCUGAGCUUAUUUCAGAAUUCAUGAAGACGUACAAGAAAAGCAGCAGCAGCAGCAGUGGUGGAAGCUCCACUCCUAGCAGUGGGGGCAGCAAAUCAGUCACAUCCUCCUUGGCACGCUCCAAAGACUCGAGUAGCUUGAAGAAGAGAAGCUCUGAUGACGAUGAGGAGGGUGGAAGUAAGCCCAAGAAGAAGAAGGAGGAUGACAUUCUAGUUGCACGUGGCUUUGAGAGAGGACUUGAGCCAGAGAAGAUCAUUGGAGCAACUGACUCGUGUGGAGACCUAAUGUUUCUUAUGAAGUGGAAAGACUCUGAUGAGGCUGAUCUCGUGCUUGCCAAGGAGGCCAAUCAUAAGUGCCCACAAAUUGUCAUAGCAUUCUACGAGGAACGUCUCACCUGGCAUGAAGACAGCGACAAGAAGGAGAAGGACGUGGUCAGUGCAUGAGUGCAUCACCUCUGGAGGAAACCGUACCACCUCCACUGCAGGGACAACCUUGAGUCAGACAUUUUUCACACCCAAACCUCCCAUCCUUGCUCUUCACCAUGUCCAACAAAGACAGCGAACACAGUCGUGUUAUCUCCACCCAUGCCCCACUGGAGGACAGGGGAAGCUGUAGCGGACAUGGGUGACAUGCUACUGGGGAGGUUUUCUGCUGUUCUGUCUUUGUAUUUUCUUUGUAUUCUUUUACCUUCUUUUUAAUGUCUUUAACACAUGUUUUAGUGCUUACAAGUUACAGUUGUGUCAGUAAGGUAUGUUUCAUCUAUGAGCACAUGGCCAUCUGUUAAAACUCAGAACAGUCUUGAGAGCUUGGUUCAAGCGGUGCUACCUAUGAGCUUGCCCCAUGGCAGGUGCACAACCCCCAUCAUCAAGUCUUUACAGGCAGUGUACCUCUUUGCUUUAAGAACCCACUAACACCACUGAGGAUAAAACCGCAGUAUCAAUAUUCAGGAAGCAACCACCGCAGCACUUUCCUGACUGCAUAAUCGCUUCCUUUUUAAAACGAAUAAACAAAAAAAAACUAUCUCUUGUAGAUUUUUCAGUUUGUCCUCUCUACCAGGAUAUGACUGCUCAAUUUGCAAAUGUGCAGAUGACGCCGGCCAAUUAUCUCUUAAUAAUGUAGUGAUGAUAUCCUUGUGAGUUGUUUUUUUUUUUUUUUUUUAUCUCUUUCCAAGUUUAACAUGUAAACGUGUGGUUUUUAAUUUCUUUGUUAUCACCAGUAAAUGGACAGCAAAAAAAAUGUUGUGCUGUUUUCAACCAGUUUUUUGUUUUUAAACUGCAGUGUUAUUUGGACCAGUCUCAUGUUCACACAUUGGACAAUCUUCACUGUAUCCACAUGGAAUGAAACCAGCACUCAUCACCAAUCUUUGGGGUCUGCCACCUUGUGGUUAAAUAUUGAAAGUCUCUUGACCAUUUGACCAUAUCUGACAACCCUGCAGUUUUAAUGGUGUAUUUGAUUUUGUUGGUGAUUUAUCAUAGAUUUUCUUUUCUUUUUUCUUUUUACAGUGAAAAUUGGAGAAAUUCACUCCGCAAUUAGCUAGUAGUAUUUUAUCAUUGGAAUCGUUGAUUUGAAACAUUAAAAAAAACAGUUUCUGAUUAGAUUAUGCAUAUCCUGGCUUUUAUUGUGGUGACUAAUUUUAUUUUCAUCAAGUAUUUACAUUUUUUCAGAUGGAAGAAGUUGCUACAUGACAAUAGGUCAUUCUUAUACAAAAGAUGGAUGCUGGUUUUAUAGUUUGAAAUGCUGUGCUCCAAGAUGAACUCUUAGGACCAAAUGUUUAGUGUCUACAGACUGAGAUGUUUUUUUUUUUUUUUUUUGGCUUUAAUCAGCCUUCUAAAGGAAGGCUGUGACCUUCUCCCUUUCAUGCAUACAGUAAAUGUAUCAUGUCCCUUAUCACUAAGAUUAUGGUUUUGGGGUAAUUUCCUUUUUUUAUUAAAUAUAUUUUGUCCUUUCACACCCUUGAGCUUUGUCCUCAGUUUUUGCUGGUGCCGAAUUUUUAAAAGGUAGACUAUUUCUUGUGUCGACUAAAUGUUACAAAUAUGUGUACAGUAGCCCCCUUUAAUAAACAUUUUCAAUGUUAAA
This is a messenger RNA of Perca fluviatilis (European perch), 2460 nucleotides long. RefSeq names its product chromobox homolog 5 (HP1 alpha homolog, Drosophila) (gene cbx5). The record is from RefSeq and is a predicted model, not a curated record. Gene Ontology annotation, biological process: negative regulation of transcription by RNA polymerase II; chromatin organization. Gene Ontology annotation, molecular function: chromatin binding. Bases 216 to 827 code for a protein of 203 amino acids. Gene Ontology annotation, cellular component: nucleus; pericentric heterochromatin. NCBI's taxonomy places the organism in Eukaryota, Metazoa, Chordata, Actinopteri, Perciformes, Percidae. The transcript is spliced from 5 exons.